This is a messenger RNA of Seminavis robusta, 2239 nucleotides long. The record is from the annotation of a GenBank genome assembly. NCBI's taxonomy places the organism in Eukaryota, Bacillariophyta, Bacillariophyceae, Naviculales, Naviculaceae.
GAGCGAUGAUCUCGACUCCGCUUUACGGAUCGUUGUCGCCGCUUCCUUUCUCUCAUUGCUUGUCUAUCUUGACCAAUCGUCAUUGCUGUCCGUACUCUACAUCGUAUAGAGAUAGACUGUACCCAAAGUUGCCUCAUUUUUUUUCGCUUGUUGCUUCAUUUGUUGUCCAAGAUUGACAACGCAACGUCACUUGAAACAACACAAUAUACACACAAGAAAGGAAAAAAGGGACAACAAUGACGGGUAUCAUGUCGUCGUCGAACAGUAGUAGCAUGCGUUCUUCUCUCCAUCUACCAGCUGGAGCGAAUCGUUGUAGAGCGGAUAGUGGGUCUACCUAUAGUUCUUCGGAUACAAGCAAUCGCAGUAAGACUUCAUCCAGACGAAGAAGUCAUCGACCAAGAGGGUGUCGUGGUGGAAGCUCGCGCAAAAAGAGGCGUGGCGGAAAGGUACCCAAGGAAAUCGUGGGUGUUGAAGUGAGUAAUGGUAGUACUUUAGGUGCAAGUACUACUGUUAUCCAUGAUGGCGCAAGUACUAUUGCUAAUCAGGGAACAAGCAAUGAGGCCAGCGGCAAUAAUACCUCGGUAUCUUCUUCCACCACAACCAGCAGUAACAGUGCUGCUGGUGGGAAACCUAGCCAAGGCAAUGCGGAAAAAGUAUUGCUCAAGGGGACAACCGUAACAGAGAGCAGCAAAACCAAGGGAACUUUGGUAUGCUUUGCUGCAGAAGAAGAUUUUCAUCCUCAGACGGAGUUCUCAGAUGAGAAUGCUGGUCGAAGAUCUUUGCCUCAUCAUCAGGCAUCACGUAGUAGUAGUGGCAACAAGUACAUGCCUCUGACAUCCAAUGCGGCCACAUUGAGUACAAAUAAUGAGGCAAACAAGACCAGCUCUGUGCUUCCUCCACUCAAACCAAAGACAUCCUCCACCUCCUCCGCUUCCUGUCUUCCACCCUUGCAAGAGUCCAUCAAGUCGCUUUUGGUAGCAAGAGAGCAGUCUUCCACUUCUACGAGUGCUACUCGGUCGUCGCUUCCAGCUUCCUCUAAUGACCCAAUCCGAAAUACGACCAACCAUGGUGGACAAGGCUACGCUAGCAAUGAUACUGCGGCUAGCAAUGCUACUGCUACCAACUCUCCGCCGGCGCAGAUCCUUCCUCCCUUGUAUCAACCCGAACCUGAGACGGCUCAGCAGGCUCCAUCAUCUGAGCCAAGCUAUCCUCCUGCUGGCCCUAACAUCUAUGCGCUUCAAAGCACCACAAGUCGCAACAACAGUGACAUCAACAACAGCUAUCUUCUUCAUAACAACAACAAUAACAACAACGGCAUCGCCCCUAACAGUAGCUAUCCCUAUAUGGGUAUGGGAGACUACCAGCAACCAGCACAGGGACGUGGCCAUCAGUUGUACCACAGCUAUGACAAUCAUAACAGGUACAAUCAGUAUGGCGCCAACCAACAACAAAGCAGCAACACGGCGUUGCUUCAACUACACCAACAGCAGUCUCAACAACACCAACAGCUAGUACAGAACCAUGCCAGUGGCAACAGUUACAACAACAACUUUGUCAGCAACGAAAACAAGUACGAAUCUGCCGAGGAGUAUCAUUCGAGUUUUCACACGGAAAACAAUCCCGAAAACUCCCACUACUCGGCCACCACCACCACCAAUAACACACUCAAGUCGUUUCGCAGCAAAAGGAGCAGCAACCAUGCCGCUCCUGGAUCGACUACAGCCGCCGCCUACCGCAACGAAAGGAUCGAAAAGCAACGUCAAAUGAUGGCAGGAGGUGGCAGUUUAUUCGUCACCUCGCCCAAAUCUUUUCUAAUGGGAUGGAAAAGUGAUGACAUGCCUCGAAUGUAAAAAAAAGCACAAAAAGUAUAUGGGAAAAUGACGGAGACACACGCAAAAGCGGCCUAAAAGAGGUUGUGUCGCACCAAUGAGUGAAAUGUGUUGGUGAUUGAUCGGUGGAUAUGAUUCAUAAUGUUCGUUCAGACAAAAAAGAAAGGGAAAAAAUAAAAAAAGUAACUCGUUUGCAGAUCGCUGGUUUAGGUUUUGACAGUACGCUCGACGAUCCAUCGUCUCAUUUGGGGUGAUUGGUUUUUGACUAUUGUUGCCAAAUUUUAGAAACUUUACAUACUACUACUUUACAUCUUUGUACGCAAGAAUUUGAGAGCAGAACAAACGCAAAAACAAGGAACCUUCUUAAAAAUAUCAAGAUAACUAAUUAGAGCACCCUUUUAAAAAGAAAU